Messenger RNA from Arachis ipaensis, 603 nucleotides. RefSeq lists its product as uncharacterized. Gene Ontology annotation, molecular function: protein binding. NCBI's taxonomy places the organism in Eukaryota, Viridiplantae, Streptophyta, Magnoliopsida, Fabales, Fabaceae. The record is from RefSeq and is a predicted model, not a curated record.
AUGCGUAGGAUGAAAAUGGGUGCUACCUCCACCAAAGGCAAAAUGGACAAGAAGGCCAAAAAUGGAAGAAGGAAAGGGAAAGGUGUUCCCCCGCGCGACUGUCCGCUGAGUCUUCUGCCUCACGAUAUAUGGGUGAGAAUUGCCGCAAGGGUUGCGUUGGCCUCGAUCCAGGAUCUGUUUAACAUGCAGGCGACAUGUAAGGUGUUUUUGGAUGCAGCCCGUUCAUCUGCGGUGUACAUGGUGGCCUCUGUGGCGGAGCUACCCAUCGCUGUCGGUACUCACUACGACGAACGUCCUGAGCGGGGGUUCCUCUAUAGCUGCGCGAACGCAGGAAAUUCCGCCACUAUGUUCUGUACAGGGAUGAUGGAAUUCUUCUGGAUUGGCCGCUACGUCGGAGGGAUGAACACCCUGAUUGAUGCCACCAAUACGGGCAAUUUCCACGCGCGCUACAUGUGUGUGAUGCUGCUACUUACACCCAGUGUCGGGCACGAGGAGUAUGUUGGUAGGGUUUUGAGAUGUAUACCAACGUACAGGCUUCUGAAAAAAUCAAAAUGUGCAGAUAACUGUUUGGGCAGCUGUUCACAAAUCCGUUGGUUGAGGUGA